CUGUGUAAGAUAAAAGCAGCAGAAACAGAAAUGAAAUUUGGAUGCUUUUGUGACCUUUCAGCUCAUCUAAGGACCAAACUCCAAUAUACACAUCACACCAAAUUUUAUAAUAACAAUAAGUACGGAGUACAUAUGGCCAUGUGACUCUCAGAUUCGAUCACUAGGUACGCAUCUCUAUGCAAUUAUUGCAUUCUGUGUUUAUAAUUGCAAAUAUUUUCAUUUGUUCAUCCACCACUCAAACAUGUGGAACAAUCUUCCUUCUGAUUUGCUAUCCAACGUGUUCUCCUACCUCCCUCCACACUCCUUGGCACGUGCCAUGGUCACAUGCCGCCACUGGCACGACUGUGGCCGGUCCACCACCAGCCGCCACCAACACCCGCCAUGGUUUGUUGCCUUACCCACCCGCACCCGCAACUUGUGUUUUGUUCAUAACCCAAUUGAGAGCACUUGGCACCUGCUCGGUUUGAAACAUGUUCCUAGCCUCACCCGGCCCGUGUCCACUAUACCAGGACACGGGUUAAUUCUGUUUAAAUCGACUGGCAGCGUACCCGUACAGCUGUCGGUGUGUGACCCGUUCACUGGUCGAUUCCGCCACCUUCCCCAGCUGCAGAAACCAAGGACUAAUCCGGCAGUGGGAGUCAUAGAGGUUUGUCCCAGCAGGUGUAAAAUCUACGUGGCGGGUGGGAUGUCCGAGGCGGAAAGUGGUGGUGCCGCCUCAUAUGAACCAACGUUAGAAAUGUUCGAUUCCAGAAGUGAUAACUGGACGAUUAUAGGUUCCAUGCCGGUAGAAUUUGCUGUGAGGCUUACUGUAUGGACCCCAAACGAGAGUGUCUACUCACGUGGGGUCCUCUACUGGAUGACCUCAGCCCGCGCAUAUAGUAUAAUGGGCUUUGAUAUGAGUUCCAACAAAUGGAAAGAGCUCAAUGUGCCAAUGGGUGACACACUCGAAUUCGCAGCCAUGGUCCCACGAGACGGCAAGUUGGCGGUUAUCGGCGGGACCCAUGACGGAAAUGUCUUAGUUUGGGAGCUAGGAGAGGAUGAUAAAUGGAAUGUUAUUGAAAGAAUGCCAGCCGAAUUAGGGAAAAGAUUUGUUGGUGGCAGUACAAAGUGUGUGGGAAUUGAAGGAGGUGUGUGUUUAUACAAGGAAAUUGCUAAAGAAAUGGUCAUGUGGAGAAGAGAUGGAAAUCACAAGAAUAAAUGGGAAUGGUAUUCGAUUGAAGGUUGUAAUCAGAUAAGCGGAAAACGAUUAGAAAAUUACCCGAUUAAAGGACUAUUUCUUCAUCCAAAUCUUGCUUGUUCUUCUUCAUUCUUUUAGGAGUUGCAGUUGUAUAUAACAAAUAAAUGCUGCAAACCCAGAAUGAGUCAAGUGUUCAAGAUGAACCUGCCAGAAGCUUUUCUACAUUUCAAUACAUGAUUACCAUUUUGUAUAUCGUUGUAUAAUACUAUAAUGUAAUUAUGUGGUAUUUCAAUUCGUGCAUAAAGAGAAAACUUUUGGUUAUCAA
Helianthus annuus (common sunflower) is the source of this 1502-nucleotide messenger RNA. Its product is annotated as F-box/kelch-repeat protein At5g15710. Gene Ontology annotation, molecular function: protein binding. NCBI's taxonomy places the organism in Eukaryota, Viridiplantae, Streptophyta, Magnoliopsida, Asterales, Asteraceae. The record is from RefSeq and is a predicted model, not a curated record. The transcript has a single exon. The coding region runs from base 242 to 1315 and encodes 357 amino acids.